AACUAAAUUGUUAUGAAGUGAAAAUGUAAUAAGAUAUAGAUAACAUUUCAAGACUUUUGAACUAUAUAUAUAGUCUAGCAGUUUCAUCUUAUGCAUCAUACUAGUUCUAUUAUCAUCCCUUCUACCAAUCAAAAUCUAGUGCAUGAAUGUUGGUAUACAUAUUUAACAAAAAUGAAAUAUUAUUAAUUUACGAUUUUUGCAUAUAUUUAGUGUAUGAAUGUUGGUGUAUUGAAUUUGUUUAAGUUGAUAACAAAAAAAAAAUGUUGGUGUAUAUCUAACUGAAACGGAAUAUCAUUAGAUUUGUGAUUUAUUCAUAUAUUUAGUGCAUGAAUGUUGGUGUAUAUAUAUCUAACUAAAAUGGAAUAUCACUAAAUUUCUGAUUUUUGCAUAGAUUUAGUGUAUAAAUAUGUUGGUGUAUAUCUAACCGAAAUAAAUAUUAUUAAAUUUGUAAAUUUUUCAUAUAUUUAGUGCUUAGUGUAUCCAUUACAGUUGACCAAUUUUAGGAUGAGAAGUUUCGUACGUUUUCUUCUGAUUCUUGAACUUCUUUAUAUAACAUUGUAAUCUGGUUAUGUUGAGUAGUCAAAGACAUCUCUUCUCAAACUCAACAUUGAAGAUAAUGUCGGCCACGAGUGUAAUUUUUCCGACAAUAGACCUGGGAGAGGUUUCUGAUGAGAUCUUGAAUCACAAACUCCGUGAAGCCAGCGAGACAUGGGGAUGCUACAGGGUAAUUAACCAUGGAGUUUCUUUGUCUCUAAUGUCUGACAUGAAGAAGACCAUUAUGGAUCUCUUUGAGCGUCCAUACGAGGUGAAAGUGCGUAACACUGAUGUGCAACAAUGGAGUGGUUACACGGCUCAAAGCGAAAUCAAUCCUUAUAAUGAAGCAUUGGGUCUCUAUGACACGGCUUCUCCUCAAGCUGUCAACACUUUUUGUGAUCAACUCGAGGCUUCUCAGGAACAAAGGGACAUUAUGGUGAAGUAUGCUGAAGCUAUUCGUGGGCUUGCAAAAGAUCUAUCAAGGAGACUAGCAGAGAGUUAUGGUUUGGCUGAUACUACCAACUUCUUCAAAUCUUGGCCAAGCGAGUUUCGUAUACACAAGUACCAUUUCAAAGCCGAGGCAGUUGGGAAACCUUCUGGUGUGAAUUUACACACAGACUGGGGGUUCUUGACGAUACUUCAAGAUGAUGAAAACGUUGGUGGACUUGAAGCCAUGGACCCUUCUUCAGGAACGUUCUUUCCCUUACCCCCGUUAGCAAACUCGCUUGCUAUCAACCUAGGGGACAUGGCUACAAUAUGGAGCAAUGGAAGGUUAUGCAAUGUGAAGCAUAGAGUGCAAUGCAACGAAGCUAAAACAAGGUUUUCUAUCGCUUCCUUCUUGUUGGGACCAAUGGAUACAGAUUUGGAAGCUCCAAGCGAGUUUGUGGAUGCUGAACAUCCGCGACUAUACAAGGCUAUUAGUCACAAAAGGUAUCGAAGUCUUAGAAUGGCAACGAAUUUGCAUGAUGGAGAAGCUCUCAAGCUUAUAUCCUAUGAAUGAAUGAAUAUGAUGUAAUGACAUAAAAAAGACUUUUGUACUUUUUGUUUG
This is a messenger RNA of Brassica rapa (field mustard), 1582 nucleotides long. RefSeq names its product 2-oxoglutarate-dependent dioxygenase DAO-like. The record is from RefSeq and is a predicted model, not a curated record. NCBI's taxonomy places the organism in Eukaryota, Viridiplantae, Streptophyta, Magnoliopsida, Brassicales, Brassicaceae.